AUUCACUAGUAUAGGAAAUGAUUUGUACACUAUCCCUAACUCUAACCCUACAGUAGUUAUUUUUUAACCAGCCUAAUUUUUUCACCACUUGUUAUUCACUCACUCUGCUGCUCCCAGGGACAGUAUUCUCUCAUCUGUUGACCAGAAUUCUUGUGCUGACAAUAUCUGUCUGUUCACCAAUCUUCCCCUUACAAGCUCCCUUCCUACAGUCGAUCUCAUUAUAGCCUGCAAUGGCCGAGCCAGUCAUCAUCAAGUCCCCAGAUGGUGGAUGGGGGUGGAUGAUCGUUUUGGCUGGCUUCUUGAAUAACUGCCUUUUGGUCGGUGUCACACGAUCCUUUGGAGUCUUCUUCAUUCAUUUCAUCCAAUACUUCCAAGAGUCAUCUAGUCGUGUCUCAUGGAUCACUUCCAUCGCUAUGGCAACACAACAGUUUGCAAGUCCAGUGGGGAGUGUAUUUGGGAUGUAUUAUGGAGCUCGCCCUGUGGUGAUGGUUGGUGCAAUUUUAGCUUUCCUGGGAAUGCUUACAGCCUCAUUUGGACAGAGCCUUCUGCACUUGUACCUCUCCAUUGGAGUUCUGACAGGUUUUGGUUGGGCUUUGGUCUUCACCCCCACAAUGGCCAUGAUCUCCAGAUACUUCAAGAGACGUAGAGCCUUGGCAACCGGUUUGGCAUUCACUGGAGUGGGAGUUGCCUCCUUCUUUUUCUCUCCACUGUUUCAGCUCCUAAUUGAUGUGUAUGGAUGGCGUGGGGCCAUUCAGAUCCUGUCUGCAAUGAUGUUGAAUCUCUGUGUCUGUGCAGCUCUGCUCAGACCCAUCACCAUCCAAGAAGACCUUCUAGUUGCUUCAAGGGGACAUUCUGCCAAUGGAAAGAAGAGCACUGAGUUUUGGAACAAAGUGACCUCUGCCUUUGAUUUGACCCUUUUCCUGCACAGAGGCUUUAUGGUGUACAGUUUUGCAGUUACUCUGAUGACCACAGGAUACUUUGUGCCCUACAUCCAUCUGGUGGCCCAUGGAAAGAAUCUUGGAUUGAGUGAUUAUAAAGCUGCCUUCCUAUUGUCUGUCACUGCCAUCGCUGAGACUAUUGCACGGCUAUUUUCUGGUUGGUUGGCAGAUCUCAAGCUGAUCCGAAAAAUCCACAUGUUAUUCCUCUGGAGUAUUGUCACUGGAAUUAGCCUUCUCCUCAUUCCUGUUGGGAGCACGUACUAUAGUCUAGUGGGGGUCAGUUUUUUUUAUGGCUUCUGUUCUGGAGGCCUUGCCCCACUCUUCUUCUCCACGCUCCCAGAUAUCGUAGGAAUUGGACGGAUUCUCAAUGCAACUGGGCUCUUUCUGAUGCUCCUAAGUAUUGGCGGACUCCUUGGGCCUCCCUUAUCAGGGUUUCUGGAGGAUCUCACAGGAAGUUACACCACAUCCUUCAUGACUGCAGGUGGCUUCAUCCUAGCAGGAUCACUCGUCCUGUUCUUCCUUCCGAGCUUUCUCAUCUGCACAGUGGUCCUUUCUGAACAACAGAGUUGUGAUCAAGCCAGGGCUGGGGAUGGCAGGGACCAUUCUGUACAGGCUGAUGUGACAAACUAUUGCUUGGAGGAAUAACAGGAACUAUUUAUUGGAAUGCAGCUGACUGUGCAUCCUAACAAUGCAGUGUUGAAAGGUUCUUUCAAUGGCCAAGCUAUCUUGUUUAAACCAAGGGCAUCACAGCAGGACAUCACCUGCCGUGGCACAUGCAAAGAGAAGAUUCAAUCAGUUAGGGAGUGACAUACCCCAAGUUUGUAAUGUGAAUCAUUUGAGUGAGCACACUCUAAUCUGUAACAGAUGUAGUUGCAAUUACUCCUGCAGACAAAUAGCUGGACAAUUCAGCAAGGAAAAUAAUGCAAAUUCAGAGUAGGAAAAGGGCAUUUGGCCCAUCACUUUAUCCAGACUCUGACUAUUACAAUCACAUCUGUGAUUUUGUCAAAGCAAAAACAAGCAUUUCUUUAGUGCCUUUCACAACUUCAGCAUAUCCCAGUGCACUUUACAGCCAAAAUCUCAUCAUAGUUAUCGUAUAGAAAACACAGCACCCAAUCUGCAUACAGCAAAAUCCCACAAACAACAAUUUCACAGUGAUCUGAUAAUCUGUUUUUUGCACUGUACUUGAGGAAUAAAUUUCUCCAUGUUGUUCAUUUUUAUCUAAUUAUCAUCAAUUGAGAGAUAUGCAGGUCAGUAAAGGAUGAAUAGGCCUAGGACUCUUGCCUCUAGGCAAGACCAAGGUCUUUAAGACUAUGAAGACAUUUGAUAAAGUGCCAUAUCAAAUCUCUUCAUUUUUAUUUUGGAAACUAAAACCUCAUGGUGUAGCCAAAACAUUUUGAAAUAGAUAGAAAAUUAGCUGGGUAACAGGAAGCAGAAAGGAAACAUAAAAGGGUCUUUUUUUUCCUGUUGGCAAGAUGUAAUGAAUUGUGUGCCACAGGGAUCAGUGCUGGGAUCUCAACUUUUUAAUAAAGCACAUACAUGACUUGGGUGGAGGGACGGAAGGUAUGGUUGCAAAAUUUGCUAAUGACACAAAGAUAAGUAGGAAAGUAAGUUGUAAAGAGGACAUGAAAAGGUUGCAAAAGUCUUUACGUAGGUUAAACCAGUGGGCAAACAUCUGGCAAAUGGAGUAUAAGAUGGGAAAAUGUGUAAUUAUCCAUUUUGAUAGGAAGAAUUUUUUAAAAAUCAAAUUACCUAAAUGGUGAGAGGUUGCAAGCUCUGAGAUGCAGAUGGUUCUGGGUUCCUAGUACAUUAAUCACAAAAGGUCAAUGCAAGUCCAAGUAAUUAGGAAGACUAUUAGAUUAUCAGUUAUUUUGUGGGGAAUUAAAUGCAAAGGGAGGGAGGCUAUACUUCAGUAAUGCAGGGUACUGGUGAGACCACAUUUGGAAGACUGUGUGCAGUAUUCUUCACGUAAAUACAUUGGAAGCAAUUCAAAGGUUUAUCAGACUAAUAAUUGAAAUGGGCAGAAUGACUUGUAAGAAGAGACAUGAUCAUAACUUGAGGGAUGUUUCCUGUUAUGAAAAUAUUUAGAACGAGAGGCCCCUGUUUAAAAAUAAGAGGUCGCCCAUUAAACAGAUGAGGUUUUUUUUCUCAUGAUAGAUUGAGAGUCUUCAAAAUUUCUCUUCCUGAAAAGGUAGGAGAAGCUAAGAUGUCGAAUAUUUUUAAAGGCAGAAGUAGAUUGAUUCUGAGUGAACAAAGAGUGAAAGGUUAUUGGGUAAGCGGGAAUAUAGAUUUGAGGUUUCAAUCAGAUGAUCUUAUUAAAUGGUGGAACAGGAUUGAGGGGCCACAUAAUCUACUCCAGCUCCUAGUUCAUGUUCUUGUGUGAAGGGAUUUGCAAAGUUGUUGAUAAAAUGUUUACAAUUCAAGUGAAACUAAUUGAUACAGGACUGUUGCUAAAUAAAUCACAUGGGGGAUACAUGAGAAAUGUAUUUUACCAAGGAGUGGUGAGAAUAGGGAAUCGUUGAGGAGAAUAGAUGCGACUGCAUUUGAAGGAGGGGAGUCAGAAGGAAAUGCACAAGAAAGCCACUAGUACAACACACUACAGGCAGGCUAAAUUGAGACCAAGUGCUGUCCUCAAGAGAAGUCACUAGUUUGACUAGCUAGCAGUUCCAUCACUCCUGGUGCAGGCUAUUGGCAGGAGAGCAGUAAGAACCUAAAGAGGAUCCAUGCUGCCCUGAAAACAGAAAUCCUGCAGCUAUUGAGUGAGGAUGGAUCUAUAUCUGGUGCAGUGCUACAAGGAUCGGUGCUUAGUCCACUACUUUUCAUCAUUUAUAUAAAUGAUUUGGAUGUGAGCAUCAGAG
Chiloscyllium plagiosum (whitespotted bambooshark) is the source of this 3793-nucleotide messenger RNA. RefSeq names its product monocarboxylate transporter 13-like. Lineage: Eukaryota; Metazoa; Chordata; Chondrichthyes; Orectolobiformes; Hemiscylliidae. The record is from RefSeq and is a predicted model, not a curated record. Gene Ontology annotation, molecular function: monocarboxylic acid transmembrane transporter activity. Gene Ontology annotation, biological process: monocarboxylic acid transport; transmembrane transport.